AUGUCAACCAUUUUCAAAAUUAUCGAUAACCUUCUUCUUCCAAAAGAAGAAACGAAUAAACUACAAACUUAUCUUAUUAAACAUAAACAGGAGAGAGAGAUAUUACAUUCUGCACUUAUGAGUCCCUUAAAAACAGACGAAGAUAAACUUGAGUUAUUAAAAGAAUUCUUGAAGACGUCUGUUGAUGAAUAUAAAGUACGUACCGAUGGUAAAGUGCGUGCUAAGGAAGAGAAAACUUUUCGUGUCCAAUGUAACAACGACGAAGGCGAGCCAUUGGACAAAUUUGAAGAAUUUACAAUACGUGAUGAAAAUGAUUUUUGCGAGUUUUUAAAGAGAGUGGAUGCAAGAGGGUUGAAACAUAUCGAUGAUAAUAAUGAAGUACCGAAAGUCAUCUCGACUUUUGAAGGCAUUCAACCUAAUCAACUUUAUUGUAUAAGUGCUGCGUAUCUCAUGGACAUAAAGAAAGGCGUAACGUGGUCAAAAGUUGAAGACAUGGUGGCGGAAAUUGAAACAAUAUCAGCUUUAAAAAACAAGCUCAAAAAAACAUUUAAGUCUCCUGUUGAGGUCUUUACUAACCGAAUAAUGCAUGAUGAAACAGAUGAUCCCAUAAUGGAAUGGGAUGGGAUCUUAUUAUGUCGUGACAAAGUAUUUUUAUGCGAAUGCAAAUACAAAAUAACAGAGGAAAAGAUAAACGAAAUUGUUGAACGAUUAAAGGAAUUCCCUGAGAAAUUGGAGAAGACAAAAGAUCCCGAAUUCAAACAAUUAUCAGAUAAAGAACUAGUUGGAGUCGCUUGUGGCUUGCUUUUUCCAGAAGCAUUAAGACAAAAAUCUGUGGAGCUUGGAUUGGUAGUCGUAUACCCAGAUGGUGGUCGUUAUUAUGUAGGAAUGCCCAAAAAAUGGAUGAUGAGCUUGU
This is a messenger RNA of Funneliformis caledonium, 913 nucleotides long. Lineage: Eukaryota; Fungi; Glomeromycota; Glomeromycetes; Glomerales; Glomeraceae. The record is from the annotation of a GenBank genome assembly.